Messenger RNA from Telopea speciosissima, 2551 nucleotides. Its product is annotated as phospholipase A-2-activating protein. Gene Ontology annotation, biological process: proteasome-mediated ubiquitin-dependent protein catabolic process; ubiquitin recycling. The record is from RefSeq and is a predicted model, not a curated record. The transcript has 23 exons. Gene Ontology annotation, molecular function: ubiquitin binding. The coding region runs from base 68 to 2356 and encodes 762 amino acids. NCBI's taxonomy places the organism in Eukaryota, Viridiplantae, Streptophyta, Magnoliopsida, Proteales, Proteaceae. Gene Ontology annotation, cellular component: nucleus; cytoplasm.
GAUUUUUCCCUAAACCCCCUAUUUUGCUUAUUGAGACUUCUGUUCCUGAGCUGGUUGCGGAGAAGCAAUGGAGCCCGAAUUUGGAGAGUAUCGCCUGAGCUGCGAACUGCGGGGUCACGAAGACGAUGUUCGUGGAAUCUGUGUAUGUGGUGAUGCCGGGAUAGCGACAUCCUCAAGAGACAGAACUGUCAGGUUCUGGUCCCUGGACCCAGAAAAGAAGCACAAUUACAUGAUGUCAAAAAUUAUGUUGGGCCAUUCUAGUUUUGUGGGUCCAUUGGCUUGGAUUGCACCUAGUGAAAGUUUUCCAGAAGGUGGGCUUGUGUCUGGCGGAAUGGACACUCUUGUUUUGCUGUGGGAUUUGAAAACAGCAGAGAAAGUACAAAUAAUGAAGGGCCAUCAACUACAGGUCACUGGUCUCACUAUAGAUGAUAACGGGGACAUUGUGUCAUCGUCGGUUGACUGUACUAUAAGACGAUGGAGGAACGGCCAAUCCAUUGAGUUUUGGGAGGCACACAAAGCUGCAAUACAAGCGGUCACAAAGCUACCCUCAGGCGAGCUUAUUACAGGUUCAAGUGACACAACUUUGAAGCUUUGGAGAGGGAAGACUUGUCUGCACACUUUUGUCGGGCACACAGAUACCGUUCGAGGUUUAGCUGUGAUGCCUGGUUUAGGAAUUCUUUCGGCAUCACAUGAUGGUUUGAUCAGGUUGUGGGCAAUUACAGGUGAGGUUUUGAUGGAGAUGGUUGGUCAUACUUCAAUUGUCUAUUCUGUGGAUGCGCAUGUUUCUGGGCUUAUUGUUAGUGGCAGUGAAGAUUGUUUUGCCAAGAUAUGGAAAGAUGGAAUUUGUGUUCAAAGUAUUGAGCACCCUGGUUGCAUCUGGGAUGUGAAAUUUUUGAAAAAUGGAGACAUUGUGACGGCGUGUUCUGAUGGAGUUGUACGGAUUUGGACAGUACAUAAAGAUAGGACUGCCGAUUCUGUAGGGCUUGAGGCAUAUGCUUCCCAACUUUCACAGUACAAGUUUAGCAGGAAAAGGGUUGGUGGAUUGAAAUUGGAAGAGUUACCUGGUCUAGAGGCUUUGCAAGUUCCAGGGACCAAUGAUGGGCAAACAAAAGUUGUGAGAGAAGGGGACAAUGGAGUGGCUUACUCAUGGAAUUUGACAGAACAGAAGUGGGACAAAAUAGGUGAAGUUGUUGAUGGACCUGAAGAUAGCAAUAGCAUGAAAUCCGCAGUUCUUGAUGGGGUUCAGUAUGAUUAUGUGUUUGAUGUUGACAUUGGAGAUGGUGAGCCUAUACGUAAAUUGCCUUACAACAGAUCAGAUAACCCUUAUGCAACGGCUGACAAGUGGCUUCUCAAGGAGAGUCUUCCACUUUCUUAUCGUCAACAAAUUGUAGAGUUUAUUCUGCAGAAUACUGGGCAGAUGGACUUUACACUUGACACAUCUUUCCGUGAUCCUUUCACUGGCUCUUCUGCUUAUAUACCUGGAGGGCCAUCCAUUACUUCUGGUGCUUCAGCAAAGCCUAUUCUUAAACAUAUUCCCAAGAAAGGAAUGCUUUUCUUUGACGCAGCCCAGUUUGAUGGGAUUCUGAAAAAGAUUUCUGAGUUCAACAAUGUUCUAAUGUCAGACCCGGGGCAAAAUUCAUUGUCACUAAAUGAGCUUCAGCUCUCAAGGCUGACUUCGGUUGUUAAGAUAUUAAAGGACACAUCACACUAUCAUUGUAGUAAAUUUGCUGAUGCUGACAUUGCUUUGCUGCUGAAGUUAUUGAAGUCAUGGCCAGUUGCGCUGAUGUUUCCAGCGAUUGAUAUUUUAAGAAUGAUCAUCCUGCAUCCUGAUGGCGCAAAUUUACUUUUUAUGCAUACAAAAGACCAAAAUGAUGUGUUGAUAGAGAUUAUUAAGAAAGUUGCUGUGACUCCUGCACUGCCUGCAAAUAUUUUGACCACCAUCCGUGCUGUGACAAAUCUCUUUAAGCAUUCCUACUUUUAUCCAUUGUUACAAAUCCAUCGCAGUGAGGUUCUUGAUGCAUUUUCAAGCUGCUGUUCAUCUUCCAACAAGAAUAUUCAAGUGUCUUAUUCCACUUUGGUGCUCAAUUAUGCUGUGCUUUUGAUUGAGAAAAAGGACCAAGAAGGCCAAUCUCAUGUUCUUUCAGCUGCCUUUGAAAUUGCAGAAGAGGGAAAUCAAGAUGUUGACUCAAAAUUCCGUGCUCUCGUAGCCAUCGGAUCACUGAUGCUCGAGGAUUCCAUGAAAAGAAUAGCAAUGGACUUUGAUGUUCAAAGCAUUGCUAAAAUAGCAAAAGAUUCGAAGGAGGCAAAGAUUGCCGAAAUUGGAGCAGAUAUUGAACUCUUACUGAAACAGAGUUAAAACUGCCCAGCAUUUCCCAGGUCAGGAGCACUGCGGCAUAGGCAGCAUGAGUGGGGACUGAAGAUUACAGGUCUGGGUUCCUGACCUGGCUACCCCUUGAAAUAGGCUAUUCUUUGAUAUACAUGCUACAUGCAUAUGGUCAUAUAUUUUUAUUGAUUGGACAACCCACUGAAUGACCUCAUGUAAGCUUUCUGA